AUUAAAGAGAACUAAUUUUAUAAAAUCUUCCAAUUUAGUACUUACUUUCGGUAUUAUAAUUUCGAGAACUUGCAUUCAUUUCCCUUGUGACUUCCACCCCACGAGCUAGAACCGCCGGCAUCUUUUCGCCUCAGGUAUAUCGCGAAUUGAUCCUUCUGUCCAUCUCGAAAGCGAGCGUUUGCGCCAUAAACUAACAGCCCAAUGUCUACUACCUCUGGAGUGAACGUACUCCGGUACUCAGCCUUAGCUGUGGGUGUGUUCUACGGCUUUACACACCAGAGAUCCAUUACCGCAGCACAAAAGGCCGCCGCGGCGCAGGAGGAAUACAAGCACAAGCAACAGUUGAUAGAGCAGGCCCGGACUGAGUACGCUAAGUCCAAGAACCCAAGCCCCCGGGCAUCCGAGAACAGUGGCCUAAACCAAGACCCAAUGGAUCCCAAAUUCGACCUCGAAGCCUACCUGAACGCCCUUUUGUCGCAGAAAGCAUAGGUGUUUAAGACGAAGCACAUAGGGAACUCGGACAUAUACACAAGGCGCGAUAGCAUUGGGGUUAGAGAUACGGCUGCUCCUCAGCUCAUUUAGAGCUUAAAUGGGAAUCGGUGCUUGGAUCGACGUCGUUCCAGGAGGGAAGGUUUUGGGGCAGCGUGUAUGAUUGUGAUGUCGUCCGGAAACGAGCCUCAUAGAUUUCCUUGAGUGUUUCGAGCUGUACAUGUGUACCAUACGAAGACUUAGCUAACCUGGAUUGCGGAAGAUGGCCAGAUAUGCCAUGACAUUCACGAUGCAGCUUCUCAAGUCUCCCUUAUGACUUGGUUCGGCCCCUUUGCCUUAAGUCAGGUCAAGUUCCUUGCCCUGUUCUUUUGGCAUGCGAACUACGGCAAUUUCCCGAUACCUGGAUUAUCUCCCCACCUAUCGAUCUCCCUAGGAGCAGCAUAGGCGUGCAACACAGGUUAUGGUUGAUAUGCCUAGAUAGGCGGCCAUUGCUUGUUACGUUGGAUCCUCUUGAGGAGUACCGUUGGAAUGCAGGUUGGGUGAUACCUAAACUGAGUGUCUCAUGCUAAGAGAUAGGUAGGUGCCCGGAUAAUAAAAAAGAUAAGAUGUAUCUUG
Messenger RNA from Durotheca rogersii, 1104 nucleotides. RefSeq names its product ATP synthase subunit E. The transcript is spliced from 3 exons. Gene Ontology annotation, molecular function: proton transmembrane transporter activity. Gene Ontology annotation, biological process: proton motive force-driven ATP synthesis. Bases 202 to 489 code for a protein of 95 amino acids. The record is from RefSeq and is a predicted model, not a curated record. Lineage: Eukaryota; Fungi; Ascomycota; Sordariomycetes; Xylariales; Xylariaceae.